GCGCUCGAUAACAGCGACGCUCGAUUGUUUUGGGCUGCUAAAAAUGGUUGCGAAGUGUCAACCAUAGCAAUUCUCUGUCGUUAUUUUUUAAUAACACUAAUAAAAUUAAUAAUUCUUUUCUGCAAUGGGAUUAUCGCAGAGCUCAGAAGCCCCCGAGGGAGGGACGUACGGAUACCAUGUCCACGGCAUUCAGCCUAAUUCUCCUGCAGAAAAGGCCGGACUGCAGCCCUUCUUUGACUUCAUUCUGUCUCUAGACAACCAAAGACUCAGUGAGGAAAAUGAGCAGCUGAAGGAGCUCCUGAAAGCCAACAUGGAGAGAGCUGUGAGGAUGGAGGUGUACAGCACCAAAACCACCGGGGUCCGAGAGCUGGAGGUGGUGCCCAGUAACAUGUGGGGGGGACAGGGCCUGCUGGGCGCCAGUGUUCGCUUCUGCAGCUACCAAGGAGCCAAUGAGAACGUCUGGCACGUACUGGACGUAGAAGCCGGUUCACCAGCGGCACUGGCAGGUCUUCAGUCAUACAGUGACUACAUUGUCGGGGCAGAUCAGGUGUUACAAGACUUGGAGGACUUCUUCUCGCUGAUCGAAGCCCAUGAAGGGAAACCCUUGAAGCUGCUGGUGUAUAACACACGAACAGACAACUGCAGAGAUGUGAUGGUCACACCUAAUGGAGCGUGGGGAGGAGAGGGCAGCUUGGGUUGUGGCAUCGGUUAUGGCUACCUGCACCGCAUUCCUGCGACUCCAGAAAUGUCGACAGAGAAGCCCUCCAUCCCAGUGGCAGAAGAGAAAUCCUCUCCACAGGAGCCAACGCAUGGGUACACAGAGGCGCCUCUUAUGGCCCCUUCAACCCCCAGUGGAGAUUUAUUAGAUGUGGAGCAGAUCACCCUCCUAGACUCUGUGAUACCGCCGCCACCAGAUCAGACGGUGAUGGACUCUGGUUUAUCUGAUUUGGAGGUGGCAGUGAUGAGCCCUGACCCUGCAGAUCUUUUGGACAGGCUGGACGUGUCCACGUCGUCCAUCGACAUGACCAACACUUCCCUGGCGAUGCACGAGGAGAAGGAGGGCGACAUAUCUGGUGUUGAGGAGCUGGAGGACAGUGCUCUGCCCUCAUCAUCUGCAGAGAACCAGAGUGAACUACUGGAGCAGGUCUCCCAUGCAGCUGUGGAGCUCCACGCUUCUCUCGCCGCUCCUGACACUUGGUUUGACUCCGGAGUAGCUCCAGCUGAAACGUCUCCUCCACGCACCGAGUCCGCAGACCUUCAGAGCUCCGUCAUGGGAACCAGCGGCACCCCGAGUCCACCUCUGGGUGUGCGAUCCCUUCCUGUGGAGACUCUUCAGCAUUUCGCUGAAGAGUCUCCAUGCCCAUCUCCAGUAGACCCGAUCGCGACCGCGGCUGCUAAUGAGGCGGACUUUCAAGUCUUAGGCGAUGUGAAGGCGUCGGCGUCUGAGUCAGCAGAGCCUGUAGAUCAUCAGAGUGGUGGGGGAGAACCAGAAAAAACACAUUUUGAUUAAAUUUUCCUUUGGUCAUAUAGAGGCAACGCUAAUG
Poecilia latipinna (sailfin molly) is the source of this 1544-nucleotide messenger RNA. RefSeq names its product Golgi reassembly-stacking protein 1. Gene Ontology annotation, cellular component: Golgi apparatus. Gene Ontology annotation, biological process: Golgi organization. Gene Ontology annotation, molecular function: protein binding. Lineage: Eukaryota; Metazoa; Chordata; Actinopteri; Cyprinodontiformes; Poeciliidae. The coding region runs from base 125 to 1510 and encodes 461 amino acids. The record is from RefSeq and is a predicted model, not a curated record. The transcript has 9 exons.